ACGCUCGAUGACAGAGCGGACCUCUCUCACGGGUUGAGCGUCUCUAUCGCAGGGCUCUUACUUGAGAGCAAUAAGGAUAAUAUCAACAACGAUGGCUUUUGCAUAUUGAAGGUGAUGCAUCGUCCAACGUCCUCUUCCAUCCCCCUCUUCCUACCCCUUCUCCUCUCACUCCUCUCCCUCCCUCACAUCACGAGUGCUGGAGGCAGCGUCUCUCCAGGGGAUUUCAACCCUGCAUGUAACACUGCUGUUGCCAGUCUUCCGGAACGACAAGACACCUUUGCCUUCCUUGAUGCCUAUGACAGUAGCUCGGACACAAGUACUGUG
Messenger RNA from Geodia barretti, 324 nucleotides. Lineage: Eukaryota; Metazoa; Porifera; Demospongiae; Tetractinellida; Geodiidae. The record is from the annotation of a GenBank genome assembly.